UUGUGAUCUGACGUGCUGAUGUUACGGGGUGGGGGUGCUGGCAAAAUAUUACAGUUGUUUAGUAGGUGGUGUGACAAGAGUGUGAGCCAAAAAAACUCAGCCUUGUUUGGAACACAGACUAACCCUAAGGGACUGGGUGUCUCGGCAGCUUGUAGCAUUGGAUUACACGCACAGACAGACACUCGCAGACAAGGGAUCUGGAACUGACACAGUCCGCUCAGAUGGGGGAAAUGACUUCCUAGGCAAUAAAGGUCUUUACAUGAGAACAUGGCCAAUGGAGAUGAUGAUCUGAUUGGCAUCCCAUUCCCAAACCACAGCAGUGAUGUUCUGUGUGGGCUUAAUGAACAAAGACACGAUGGUCUACUCUGUGAUGUAAUACUUGUCGUGCAGGAUCAAGAAUACAGGACACACAAGUCUGUUCUUGCAGCCUGCAGUAAAUAUUUCAAAAAGCUUUUUACCACUGGCUCAUUAGUAGACCAGCCUUACAUUUAUGAGAUUGAUUUUGUCAAGCCAGAGGCUUUCUCCGCAAUACUGGAAUUUGCCUACACCUCAACACUAACCAUUACCACCUCAAAUGUAAAAUACAUCCUGGACGCAGCUGAGAUGCUGGAGAUACAAUGUAUUAUCAAUGUAUGCCUGGAAAUCCUGGAAACUCCAAGAGAUGUGGAAGAGGAUGAAAAAGAGGAAGAAGAAGAUGAUGACGAUGAUGAAGAGGAUGAGGCAAAAGCAUUUAUGAGCCAAGAAAACCAAAUGGACAUUAAGAAAACCAGCUGUCACCAAAGCCCUCCAAAAUCAGAUGAUAAUGAAAGUACAUAUCAUGAAACACAGAAAGACUUUCCAACACACUGCUUAUCCACCGGCAAUUCAUCUGGCCACCAAAGUGCCAUAAAAGACUUCUCAAUCGAGUCACUAUUAAGUGAAAAUGUUUACCCCAAGAAUAACACUGUAGACAGAAGGCCAACAAUUUCUCAUUUUGUUCCUAAUUUCUUUCCUCAUAUUUGGAAUGGAGAUCUGGGAGCUUUCUCACAACUUCAAGACCAGCAAGCAGACAGUGGACCUCUAGAUCUUGUGAUAAAGAAUAGAAAAAUCAAAGAGGAACAUGAUGAGUUGCCCUCAAUCCCUUUCCCGAAUGAUUUUUUCAAAGAAAUGUUUCUCGACCAUACAUCCAACCACUUUGGACCAAUUAAGGCAGAAAUGGACUACAGUGCUUAUCUUAGUUUUCUAAGCGCAGCUCAUUUGGGUAUGCUUCCACCUUGGCCUUUAGAAGAAGAACGAAAAAUAAAGCCUAAGGCUUCUCAGCAAUGUCCCAUCUGCCAUAAAGUAAUCAUGGGGGCUGGGAAACUUCCACGACACAUGAGAACCCACACAGGAGAAAAGCCAUAUAUGUGCAACAUCUGUGAAGUCCGCUUUACCAGGCAGGACAAGCUGAAGAUUCACAUGCGGAAACACACAGGAGAGAGGCCAUACUUGUGCAUCCACUGCAAUGCUAAAUUUGUUCACAAUUAUGAUCUUAAGAACCACAUGCGCAUUCACACAGGUGUCCGCCCGUACCAGUGCGAAUUUUGUUACAAGAGUUUCACUCGCUCUGAUCACCUUCAUCGGCACAUUAAGAGACAGAGUUGUCGGAUUUCCCGGCCUAGGAGAGGCAGAAAGCCUGCUGCUUGGAGGACAGCCAGUAUGCUGUUUUCACACAACAGCCAUCAAGAGGAGGACAGUUUUAUGAUGUCCACUGACCGAAGCAGCCAUCGUUCUGGAGGAGCAAUAUUUCUCCCGGGACCUAAUCAAAAUAAUUUUAUGGAAGAGUCUAGGAGUGUAAUAAACUUUCAAGACUUGGAAAAACAAUUUGAAGAGACUCAAAUCAAGUUGCUGGAAAGGGCGCACUUGGAAUCCGAGAGGAAUGGAGGACAUUUUAAUUUUGCUUUGGCCCAUAAUGAGAAUAACUCUCCUAAUCCAUUCUACGCUGGUUCAAACCCUUGGGAUACACCUUUGAAUCGUACAUCAAUUUCCGACACAAACAACUAAAUCAUUUGCCUAAGAAAAACAGACUGUUUAAAAUUGUUCUUCAAUUGUAGAUUCGCCUUUUCCAUACAAAAGCUAAAAAAUAUAAAAACUAGCUGUUGCAGAUGCAUUCCAAAGAAACAAGGAAGUUAUGUCCUAGUUCAAUUCACAUAUGCAUGUAUAAUUUUAGUGGUAAUCCACAUUUACGUUUUUAAUUAAGAAAGACCUGGGGUUGUAGCGAUGAUACUCUGGAAUUUAAUAAUUUAAUUUAUUUUAAAUUUAAAACUGACAAAAAGGAUUUUAUUACUUUCCUGGUUUGUAGUUAUCGAAAUAUAACGAAGCAGUUGAUGUACUGGGCAGAUCCCUUGUGGGUUAGGUAUAACAUUCUAAAAAUGGACUAAUCAGCUUGAACCUUGGAAUGGUUUCUAUGGCGAUUGCUCCAAUUUUAGUACUUUGUAAACCUACAUCCCUCUAGACCGAUCCUACAGUCUACGGAUCCUUUCAAAUGGUACUUGCAAAACACGACCGAGCCAAGAUCUGGUUUCUUUUCUACUUUAAUGUUUUAUUACUUGAAUGCUCCAAUUGGCACCUACAAAUGGAAGGGUUAUUUUUAGCUGUAAAAUAUUUCACAUGAGAAAAAAAAAAACAUUUUGAAACAUUCCCUGAUCCGCAAGAUGGACAAUUUCCUGUAAACCAGGAAACCGUGACUGGUCGAAAGGUAUUUCCUGGUAAAAUACUGGAGUAAACUAAUAUUCUCAGCCAGCAUGUAGAGUACAAUAUAGUAACAGCUUUUGCAGGUUAAGAGCUGUGUAAAGG
Pelobates fuscus (common spadefoot toad) is the source of this 2814-nucleotide messenger RNA. It is a transcript of the gene ZBTB7C, whose product is annotated as zinc finger and BTB domain containing 7C. Gene Ontology annotation, molecular function: RNA polymerase II cis-regulatory region sequence-specific DNA binding; protein binding; DNA-binding transcription factor activity, RNA polymerase II-specific. The record is from RefSeq and is a predicted model, not a curated record. Gene Ontology annotation, biological process: regulation of transcription by RNA polymerase II. NCBI's taxonomy places the organism in Eukaryota, Metazoa, Chordata, Amphibia, Anura, Pelobatidae. Bases 268 to 2022 code for a protein of 584 amino acids. The transcript is spliced from 3 exons.